AUGGAGAAGGUGCACUUUCAACAGAAAGGAACAUCUCAGCGAAGUAGAACGUCAUCGCAUGCCAGUAGUCAUCCGAGUCGUACAAAGAGAAAGCGCGUGAAUCGCCGUAUGCGUAUAUGGUGGCGGCAAGUGUUGCGUUCGCUUGAGCUGUCCGGAAAAUAUUUUCCAGAAGAUAGUUCGGAUGUUAGUGGGGAAGGGCAAGAAAGUCAAGAUGGCAAUUACGAAAUGGAACAACUCAUCAAUAUGGUCCAAAUUCCACUGUAUUUGGAGAAAUACAUGACAUACACGUUGUUGGUCCUUCUUGACGGGUUUCUUUAUUAUUUCAGUGUCUUGCCGAUCAAGAUCAUCAUUGGUUAUAUCAAUAUUUACAGAUCUCGAGAUAUGAGCUACACCUGGCUGGCAAGAACUCUAAGGGAGAGGUUGACACUUUUCCUCAUCCUCAUAUCCUCAAUUAUCUUGAGCAAGCUGGAUACUUCGAAAGUUUAUCAUCGAAUUAAGAGACAAAACUCGAUGAAGCUGUACAUGCUGUUUAGCGUAUUGGAAAUUGGCGACACGAUGCUCUCAUCUAUGGGUCAAUCCUUACUCCGCGUUUUAUUGUUUUCGAAGAAGUACUGUUGGAGAGACAGUAGGUUUAAGCAACUUAUUUUGUUGGCACUGACUACUCUAUACCUCGUGUCGCACGGGUAUGUUCUUAUCUACCAAGCAAUAUCUUUGAACGUUGCCGUGAAUUCGUACAACAACGCGUUGACCGCUCUCCUACUAUCGAUGCAAUUUGCAGAGAUCAAAGCCUCGUUGUUUAAGAAAUUUGACAAGGAAGGGUUAUUCCAAUUAACGAUCAGUGAUAUGGUUCAAAGAUUCAAAGUUGUACUGCUUUUGCUUAUUAUAGCGCUACGAAAUUCCAGUAUGGCGAUGAUGAGUUCCGAUCUCUCCUUCAUAAGCAUAUGGAACAGGAUUUCCACUUUGCAGGGCAAUACUUUGUCUCUAUGUCUGUGGAACCCAAUGGUUAGCGUCCUCGGUAGUGCUGUUUUGGUGGACUGGAUCAAACACGCUUAUAUAACAAAAUUCAACCGGAUCAAGCCUCAGAUUUACGAUAAAUUUUUCUACAUCACAUACAAGGACCACACCACAAGCAUACUUCAGUACCAGGAGAGACUGGGCUUGCCGCUGCCGUCGUUCGUUGUUCUGUUCCUCGUAAUAGUGACCCCGGCACUGUAUCGCGUUAUCAAGUGCAAGUUUGUCAAUGACAACACCUACCAAGUUGUCUCCCUAAUUCAAACAAUGGCGUGCAUCAUGACCAUAGCAUGCUCCGUUCUGUUACUGCGCGUUGCAGUCCACCAAAUACUGGUUUACUGCUCUGGUCACGCCAGCAGGAACCCAGUAUCGCUGCAAGUGACCGAGCGGGAUUACGUCCCCGGGUUAGUCUCGGAGGGCAGCGGCACCAUGGACCAGAGCACAAGAGAGAUCAUAUACGGAACGGCAGAGCCACCCCCCACUACGAGCGAGGCAAGGGCCAAGCAUGACAGGGACAGCAGCACGGCCCUCGAACAGGUCGCCCGGUACAAGAUGGUGUCGAAGCGGAUCUGGUAA
This is a messenger RNA of Huiozyma naganishii CBS 8797, 1587 nucleotides long. RefSeq names its product Emp65p (gene EMP65). The record is from RefSeq and is a predicted model, not a curated record. Gene Ontology annotation, biological process: maintenance of protein localization in endoplasmic reticulum. The transcript has a single exon. The coding region runs from base 1 to 1587 and encodes 528 amino acids. Gene Ontology annotation, cellular component: endoplasmic reticulum membrane. NCBI's taxonomy places the organism in Eukaryota, Fungi, Ascomycota, Saccharomycetes, Saccharomycetales, Saccharomycetaceae.